This is a messenger RNA of Copidosoma floridanum, 993 nucleotides long. RefSeq lists its product as uncharacterized. Lineage: Eukaryota; Metazoa; Arthropoda; Insecta; Hymenoptera; Encyrtidae. The record is from RefSeq and is a predicted model, not a curated record.
AUGAGGGUAAGUGUUGCCGGUCCGAGCAGCAGCACGAGCACGAGCAACGCGAGCACGAGCGGCACGAGCACGAGCAGCAACGGGGCCGGGCCGGUGGUCGUCAACAACUGCAGUCCGAGCGUCGUCGGCGACAUGGACAAUUGGUUCGCGGGUGUGCCCGAGGAGGAGGUCCAUUAUUACUCGAGCGACGACUUUGACUCCUUGUUCGCGGUGGUGAGCAGUUUCGUGCCGCCACCGCCGAGGCCGCCCUACCUGCCCGAGGAAAAUUUGCCCACGGACGGGCUCACCACGUGCGACCUGUGCUCGUGGGCCCUCAGGAACGACAGGUACUCGUUCUCGCUCGACGGCACGCUCGAAGCACCCGGUGAACUUGGUUGGUUGUUAACGUUAGUCAUAGUUUCGCUGCUCUCGGCAGGUAUCGGUGCCGUGGUCAUGGUCACAUUGCUCCAUUGUCGAAGGUUAAAGAGCGCAAACGGCAGAGCGAGUUGUUGCGGCGUGGCGUUGGAGCGAGCCGGCAAUCAGGACGGCGGAAAUCCUGGCGGGAGCGUCGUGGUGGGAGCCGCGUCGGUGGGCCUCGCAGUCAUACCGGAUAGGCCGCCCCUCGAGCUCGACAAGCUGCCGCCUUAUCACGACGUCGCGCCCAAUCCUGGGCACAACGUGAAUGUGUGGUCGUGGCUGGGCUCGCGCCGGGGCGGCGGGCCGCCCGGCUGUGUGGGCACGCCUCUGGCACUGCCCCAGCACCGGAGAGCCCUCAACCUGCCCGUGGCACAAUCAGAGAACCACUACACGCACAUGCAGACGGACGAGGCGCUGUACGCGGAGCUUGAUUCCCAGGCGGCGAGCUACGCCAGCGGCUCCGAUGACAAGCAUUACCACGAGCUCGACGCCGUUGGCCUCCACCGCCAACACCAGGACACCCUCUGCACCAGGCACAGCCAGAGUUGUCGAUACCAAAUACUUCCUAUGAUGAUGAUUGGCUCCGAUGAACUUUAG